ACAAAUGGGACAAAGCUUAAAAUCUCGUGAAUUUCUCUCUUCCAUUGAACCCUGCAAAUGGCCUUAAACCCUUAUUUCCAUUUCCACCAUCUCCCUCAAUUAUCCACACAAACAAAUACAAUUCAUUACCCUGUAUCUAUAUCUACAUUUAUCUCAAACUUCAAUCACACCCCACAUCUUCAAAUCCCACUUGCACUUUCCAAAGAUUCUGAUUCAGUAUAUGAAGAGAACAAAAAACCCGAAAAAACCCACAAACCAAAACCUAAAUUACACACUGAAACACCACAAAGUUCCAAACUUGAUGACCAAAAACCAUUUCCUACAACAAUCCCAAAAAAACCCAGAAGAGGAAGAAGAAGUGAAGCAUCUGCAGUUGAAGAUUUUAUGAGGAAUUCGUUGGAAGAAACGUUUGCGGCGAUUCGCGAGCAAAAUAACGAGGUUUUUAGUGGUGAUGAGAGUGUUUUUAAGGAAAAGAUUGAUGAUGGUUUUGAUGAGGAUGAGGAUGAUGAGAAGAAAAAGGGGAUGGUGGUGGAAGAAGACGAUCCAAAUUGGCCGUUGGAUGCGGAAGUUGGGUGGGGAAUUCGGGCUUCAGAGUAUUUUGAAAAGCACCCAAUUAAGAAUGUGAUUGGGGAAGAUGGGGUUGAGAUUGAUUGGGAAGGUGAGUUGGAUGAUAAUCUGGUUAAGGAGAUUAAUUGUUUGGAAUGGGAGAGUUUUGCUUUUCAUCCUAGUCCGUUGAUCGUGCUCGUUUUUGAACGUUACAAUCGGGCAAGCGAAAAUUGGAGGGCCUUAAAGGAGUUAGAGAAGGCUGCCAAGGUGUACUGGAAUGCAAAAGAUCGGCUGCCACCUCGGACGGUGAAGCUUGAUAUGAACAUUGAGACAGACCUUGCAUAUGCACUCAAGAUUAGGGAAUGUCCACAACUCUUGUUUUUACGAGGAAACAGAAUCAUUUAUAGGGAACCACAGAUUCGAACAGCAGAUGAGUUGGUGCAGAUGAUAGCACAUUUUUACUACAAAGCUAGAAAACCGUCAUGGAUGAAAGAUGCAAAAUUGUAUACAUGAUUAUUGCGUUCUGUAUUCUUUUGUGGUGAAGUGGUAAUAACAGUCGUAUUAUAUAAGAAUAUGUUUUGAUUCAAAUAAUGUAUCUAUACAACAAAUUCUCUGUAAUUUCAUAAAAUAUAAUACAGCUGAAAUCAAACUCGCAAA
Molecule: messenger RNA, 1203 nt
Organism: Erigeron canadensis
Lineage: Eukaryota; Viridiplantae; Streptophyta; Magnoliopsida; Asterales; Asteraceae
Product: thioredoxin-like fold domain-containing protein MRL7, chloroplastic
Exons: 4
Coding region: 58-1059 (333 amino acids)
Biological process (GO): chloroplast organization; regulation of DNA-templated transcription
Cellular component (GO): chloroplast stroma
Source: RefSeq, a predicted model, not a curated record